AGAUAAAAUUCCUCUUUCGCUAGGGUUUUUGUUCCUCGCAGACAAAGCAGCGGUGGAGGCUUCUUCGAAUCGAAAAUGGUGAAAGGUCGCCAAGGAGAGCGCGUCAGGCUUUACGUUCGUGGAACCAUUUUGGGCUACAAGAGGUCGAAGUCGAACCAGUAUCCGAACACGUCUCUGAUUCAGAUCGAAGGUGUGAACACGAAAGAGGAAGUAGGAUGGUACUGUGGGAAGCGAAUGGCGUACAUUUACAAGGCCAAAGUGAAGAAGAAUGGGUCUCGUUAUCGUUGCAUUUGGGGUAAAGUAACAAGGCCUCAUGGUAACAGUGGCAUUGUUCGUGCUAAGUUCAAGUCCAACCUCCCUCCCAAAUCCAUGGGUGAUAAAGUGAGAGUUUUCAUGUAUCCUAGCAACAUUUGAGUGGGAUGAUGUAGAUGAAGGAUAGGCAUUGCAAGUGGAUAGGCUUAGUAGGGAUUGAAUCUCAAUUUAGAGUUAAAUUUUGGUCUUUUUGUAUUUGAGAGCUCAAUGAUUUUUUUCAAAACUUACAAUAUUUCUUAUGCUAAUGAUUAUUGUUAGUUCUAAAA
This is a messenger RNA of Durio zibethinus, 578 nucleotides long. RefSeq names its product large ribosomal subunit protein eL33y-like. Lineage: Eukaryota; Viridiplantae; Streptophyta; Magnoliopsida; Malvales; Malvaceae. Gene Ontology annotation, cellular component: ribosome. Gene Ontology annotation, molecular function: structural constituent of ribosome. The record is from RefSeq and is a predicted model, not a curated record. Gene Ontology annotation, biological process: translation.